Molecule: messenger RNA, 2489 nt
Organism: Solanum pennellii
Lineage: Eukaryota; Viridiplantae; Streptophyta; Magnoliopsida; Solanales; Solanaceae
Product: probable E3 ubiquitin-protein ligase ZFP1
Exons: 7
Coding region: 155-2317 (720 amino acids)
Molecular function (GO): ubiquitin protein ligase activity
Source: RefSeq, a predicted model, not a curated record
GGAAAAAUACACAGGAAAAACAAACCAGUGAGUUCAUAGUUUUUCUUCAUAAGAGCAAAAAACAUGUGUUAAUGCUUCAGUUUUUUUUGAGGUGUUUCAAGUUGUUGUGAAGUUUUUUGUGAAAGAUAUUAUCCACAAGAUUGUACUCGAUAUCAUGGGGGAAAGGAAUACGCCCCACAGUAAUCACUUCAUGACUUUGGGAGCAGAUCAGCGGAGUCAAGCGUAUAUUUAUCCAGAGCCUUGUAUGAUGCAUGGGAGCUUUACAACUUUUCCGCAUCCAAACGUUAACACCACUGUGCCAGCUCCAGGAAGCCUUGGUAAUUUCUAUGUGCCUCAUCUACCAGGCCAUCAAGAGGGUGCUCUAGUUUAUGGGAGGCCACCGGCCAAUGGGAUUCAACAGUGGCAUUAUAUUACCAAUGUUGGCGCAGCAUUUACACCACCAGCAAAUUACUUUUACCCUUAUGUGGCAGCUCCAGCUGCAUUGAGGACUUCUCCAGUUCCAGCAAAUCAUGGGUUACGUGAUGGGCUUCCAGUCUCAGGCACUCAGGGCAGCACAGGAAAUAACGCAGAUAACUUAGGUAGGAACGAUCCUCGUAUGGACAGUACCAGAGAGUCAUCUAAGCAAAGGGAUGUUGCAGGCAACUCUGGAAAUCUUCAACAUCAUUCUGCUCUGGCAGGGCCUAGUACUUCCGCUGCUCCCGUCAUCACAACAGCAAAUGAGUCUGAUGUUUCUUCAAAUGAUUCUGUAUCACGCGAGCAUGGAGGGAGUGACUCAGCACCACUCCUUGAAAAUGGUACUGCAUCUGCAACUAUGGAUUUGCCAGUUCCAGCAAAUCAUGGGUUACGUGUUGGGCUUCCAGUCUCAGGCACUACAGAUGAUUCUGUCUCACGCGAGCAUGGAGGGAGUGAUUCAGCACCACACCUUGGAAAUGGUGCUACAUCUGCAACUAUGGAUUUGCCUGUUCCAGCAAAUCAUGUGUUACGUGAUGGCCUUCCAGUCUCAGGCACUACAAAUGAUUCUGUCUCACGCGAGCAUGGAGGGAGUGACUCAGCACCACUCCUUGGAAAUGGUGUUACUUCAGCAACUAUGGAUUUUCCCGUUCCAGCAAAUCAUGUGUUACGUGAUGGGCUUCCAGUCUCAGGCACUACAGAUGAUUCUGUAUCACGCGAGUCUGGAGGGAGUGACUCGGCACCACUCCUUCAAAAUGGUGCUAUGUCUGCAACUAUGGAUUUGCCCGUUCCAGCAAAUCAUGGGUUACAUGAUGGGCUUCCAGUCUCAGGCACUACAGAUGAUUCUGUAUCUCGUGCGCAUGUAGUGAGUGGCUCAGCACUGCUCCUUGAAAAUGGAGUACAGAGAAGUGGGAGCAGAUCUGCUGGUGGUCCAGAUACUGUAUUGCAAAAUAACAAUAAUUAUCUGCUUCAAGGAAACUAUGUAGGCCAAGCCUAUCAGUUUCCUGGCAAUCCUUGGCUGAACAUGCCUUCCAGUAGCAGCGGCAGUACAGCUCCAUCUUGGGCCUGGAGUCAGGCUGCUCCUAUAACCUAUCCGCCCGUUGGUGCCGGAGGCUAUGUGAUAGGUGCUGGAAACAUGGCUAUGCAAGGUUAUCAAAUACCUUCCAGCAACGGGGGUUUGACUGGUUUCAUGUAUCCACCCAUUCCUCAAGGAUCACCGCAGUACCAUCCUCAUCUGUCACCUAACAUGCAAAGUAUGGCAGGCCACACAGUGAGCACCUAUGCUCAGAUGACAGCAUCUCCAGGCAGACAACUACAACUUACUUCGUCCAAUAUGGGACCCUUGCUUCCGUCUGACUAUAGAAUGUACAGACCUCAUCAAAGGGAACUCACGAUCCGUGGAACAAAUGCUAGCCACCACAACCUCCGUACUGGAGUGUCAAUGCUGGGUGUUCCAAGAUUUCGUGGAGUGGCUAUUGUUGAUCAGCACAGAGAUAUGCGAUUGGACGUGGAUCGCAUGUCCUAUGAGGAGCUUCUUGCAUUGGGGGAGCGAAUUGGCAAUGUGACACUUGGUUUGUCCGAGGACAUCAUCGCUGCCAAUUUGAAAACGAGAAUAUUUUUAUCUACCGAGACUCCUACCCCUCUGGAAAAUGUUGCAUCUGAUGAAGACCAGAAAACUGUCUGUGUUAUAUGCCAGUCUGACUACAAGGAUGGGGAGAAGAUAGGGAUUCUGAAUUGUGGUCAUGAGUACCACGAAGAUUGUGUAAAGAAAUGGCUAGCUGUGAAGAACAGCUGCGCGAUCUGCAAAUCAAAAGCCUUGUCAACUGAGAAGAAGGACAAGGAGGUGGUGACUACAGGUGGUGACUGAUGUUUUCGUUUAAUAUUUAAACCUCCGAGAUGUGGAGCUGUUGCUGAAACUGUAUUAUAAACUUGUAUAUACUUUGCUUAGCAGUCCAUCUCUCGAAAACAUUUAGCUGUUGAACCUUAAAACCUUAAAUCUGUAAGACAUUAAGUUGUACAGAUUUGUACUUCUUGUUCAA